CACCAGUUACAAACAAUGCCCUUGCCUGGUAAUGCAAGCACUCCGCCUGUCACUGGAACAUCUGCACCACCAAGCAUCACAACUACUAGCUCUCCAACUACAACUACAACCUCAACACCUACCACAACAGAGCCAAAAAUCAAGUUGGGAUUUAAGUUGAAAGAAACUUUUACUCCUCAACUUGCAAACAAAUCUUCACCAGCGUUCCUUGAACUAAAGAACAAAGUGACCACAGCGCUCGACAUGGUCUAUUCAGAACAAUAUGGAUCCAGCUUCAAUCAUACUGUCAUCAACAGCUUCAGUCAAGGAUCCGUUGAGGUAGAUGCUGAACUGAUAUUCAAUGAAGGGAAUACAUUACCAAAUACCACUUCUGCAGCUGGAACUUUGGUGACUGCCUCUUCCAGCUCCAAUUUUUCUCUCAGUGUCAACACAUCUUCUAUUUCUGCAGCAGUUGUUUUGGCUGCAACUCCAGCCCCAACCACAGUUGCCCCUUCAACACCACUUGUCAACAUCACCUCACCUCCAGUCAACAUGACUUCAUCACCAGUCAACCCAACAUCACCACUAGUCAACCCAACAUCACCACCAGUCAACCGGACAUCAUCACUAGUCAACAUGACAUCGUCACCAGUCAACAUGACAUCCCCACCAGUCAACAUUACAUCACCAUUCAACCCAACCUCACCAUCAGUAAACAUGACAUCACAAGUCAACCCAACCUCACCAUCAGUCAACAUUACUUCACCAUCAGUCAACCCAACUUCACCAUCAGUAAACAUGACAUCACCAGUCAACCUUACAUCACCAGUCAACCCAACAUCACCAACAGUCAACAUUACUUCACCACCAGUCAACCCAACUUCACCAUCAGUAAACAUGACAUCAACACCAGCCAACAUUACUUCACCAUCAGUCAACAUUACAUCACCCGUCAACCCAACAUCACCACCAGUCAAUAUUACAUCACCAGUCAAACCAACCUCACCAUCAGUCAACAUUACUUCACCAUCAGUCAACCCAACUUCACCAUCUGUUAGCAUGACAUCACCACCAGUCAACCUUACAUCACCAGUCAACCCAACCUCACCAUCAGUCAACAUGACUUCACCACCAGUUACAACAAUGCCCUUGCAUGGUAAUGCAAGCACUCCGCCUGUCACUGGAACAUCAGCACCACCAAGCAUCACAACUACUAGCUCUCCAACUGCAACUACAACCUCAACACCUACCACAACAGAGCCAAAAAUCAAGUUGGGAUUUAAGUUGAAAGAAACUUUUACUCCUCAACUUGCAAACAAAUCUUCACCAGCGUUCCUUGAACUAAAGAACAAAGUGACCACAGCGCUCGACAUGGUCUAUUCAGAACAAUAUGGAUCCAGCUUCAAUCGUACUGUCAUCAACAGCUUCAGUCAAGGAUCCGUUGAGGUAGAUGCUGAACUGAUAUUCAAUGAAGGGAAUACAUUACCAAAUACCACUUCUGCAGCUGGAACUUUGGUGACUGCCUCUUCCAGCUCCAAUUUUUCUCUCAGUGUCAACACAUCUUCUAUUUCUGCAGCAGUUGUUUUGGCUGCAACUCCAGCCCCAACCACAGUUGCCCCUUCAACACCACUUGUCAACAUCACCUCACCUCCAGUCAACAUGACUUCAUCACCAGUCAACCCAACAUCACCACUAGUCAACCCAACAUCACCACCAGUCAACCGGACAUCAUCACCAGUCAACAUGACAUCGUCACCAGUCAACAUGACAUCCCCACCAGUCAACAUUACAUCACCAUUCAACCCAACCUCACCAUCAGUAAACAUGACAUCACCAGUCAACCCAACCUCACCAUCAGUCAACAUUACUUCACCAUCAGUCAACCCAACUUCACCAUCAGUAAACAUGACAUCACCAGUCAACCUUACAUCACCAGUCAACCCAACAUCACCAACAGUCAACAUUACUUCACCACCAGUCAACCCAACUUCACCAUCAGUAAACAUGACAUCAACACCAGCCAACAUUACUUCACCAUCAGUCAACAUUACAUCACCCGUCAACCCAACAUCACCACCAGUCAAUAUUACAUCACCAGUCAAACCAACCUCACCAUCAGUCAACAUUACUUCACCAUCAGUCAACCCAACUUCACCAUCUGUUAGCAUGACAUCACCACCAGUCAACCUUACAUCACCAGUCAACCCAACCUCACCAUCAGUCAACAUUACUUCACCAUCAGUAAACCCAACUUCACCAUCAGUAAACAUGACAUCACCACCAGUCAAUAUUACAUCACCAGUCAACCCAACCUCAUCAUCAGUCAACAUUACAUCACCAUUCAACCCAACCUCACCAUCAGUAAACAUGACAUCACCAGUCAACCCAACCUCACCAUCAGUCAACAUGACUUCACCACCAGUUACAACAAUGCCCUUGCAUGGUAAUGCAAGCACUCCGCCUGUCACUGGAACAUCAGCACCACCAAGCAUCACAACUACUAGCUCUCCAACUACAACUACAACCUCAACACCUACCACAACAGAGCCAAAAAUCAAGUUGGGAUUUAAGUUGAAAGAAACUUUUACUCCUCAACUUGCAAACAAAUCUUCACCAGCGUUCCUUGAACUAAAGAACAAAGUGACCACAGCGCUCGACAUGGUCUAUUCAGAACAAUAUGGAUCCAGCUUCAAUCGUACUGUCAUCAACAGCUUCAGUCAAGGAUCCGUUAAGGUAGAUGCUGAACUGAUAUUCAAUGAAGGGAAUACAUUACCAAAUACCACUUCUGCAGCUGGAACUUUGGUGACUGCCUCUUCCAGCUCCAAUUUUUCUCUCAGUGUCAACACAUCUUCUAUUUCUGCAGCAGUUGUUUUGGCUGCAACUCCAGCCCCAACCACAGUUGCCCCUUCAACACCACUUGUCAACAUCACCUCACCUCCAGUCAACAUGACUUCAUCACCAGUCAACCCAACAUCACCACCAGUCAACCCAACAUCACCACCAGUCAACCGGACAUCAUCACCAGUCAACAUGACAUCCCCACCAGUCAACAUUACAUCACCAUUCAACCCAACCUCACCAUCAGUAAACAUGACAUCACCAGUCAACCCAACCUCACCAUCAGUCAACAUUACUUCACCAUCAGUCAACCCAACUUCACCAUCAGUAAACAUGACAUCACCAGUCAACCUUUCAUCACCAGUCAACCCAACAUCACCAACAGUCAACAUUACUUCACCACCAGUCAACCCAACUUCACCAUCAGUAAACAUGACAUCAACACCAGCCAACAUUACUUCACCAUCAGUCAAUAUUACAUCACCAGUCAACCCAACAUCACCACCAGUCAAUAUUACAUCACCAGUCAAACCAACCUCACCAUCAGUCAACAUUACUUCACCAUCAGUCAACCCAACUUCACCAUCUGUUAGCAUGACAUCACCACCAGUCAACCUUACAUCACCAGUCAAACCAACCUCACCAUCAGUCAACAUUACUUCACCAUCAGUCAACCCAACUUCACCAUCUGUUAGCAUUACAUCACCACCAGUCAACCUUACAUCACCAGUCAAACCAACCUCACCAUCAGUUAACAUGACAUCAACACCAGCCAAUAUUACAUCACCAGUCAAUCCAACCUCACCAUCAGUAAACAUGACAUCACCAGUCAACCCAACCUCACCAUCAGUCAACAUUACUUCACCAUCAGUCAACCCAACUUCACCAUCAGUAAAGAUGACAUCACCACCAGUCAACCUUACAUCACCAGUCAACCCAACCUCACCAUCAGUAAACAUGACAUCACCAGUCAACCCAACCUCAUCAUCAGUCAAUAUGACUUCACCACCAGUUACAACAAUGCCCUUGCUUGGUAAUGCAAGCACUCCGCCUGUCACUGGAACAUCAGCACCACCAAGCAUCACAACUACUAGCUCUCCAACUACAACUACAACCUCAACACCUACCACAACAGAGCCAAAAAUCAAGUUGGGAUUUAAGUUGAAAGAAACUUUUACUCCUCAACUUGCAAACAAAUCUUCACCAGCGUUCCUUGAACUAAAGAACAAAGUGACCACAGCGCUCGACAUGGUCUAUUCAGAACAAUAUGGAUCCAGCUUCAAUCGUACUGUCAUCAACAGCUUCAGUCAAGGAUCCGUUAAGGUAGAUGCUGAACUGAUAUUCAAUGAAGGGAAUACAUUACCAAAUACCACUUCUGCAGCUGGAACUUUGGUGACUGCCUCUUCCAGCUCCAAUUUUUCUCUCAGUGUCAACACAUCUUCUAUUUCUGCAGCAGUUGUAUUGGCUGCAACUCCAGCCCCAACCACAGUUGCCCCUUCAACACCACUUGUCAACAUCACCUCACCUCCAGUCAACAUGACUUCAUCACCAGUCAACCCAACAUCACCACCAGUCAACCCGACAUCCCCACCAGUCAACAUUAAAUCACCAUUCAACCCAACCUCACCAUCAGUAAACAUGACAUCCCCACCAGUCAACAUUACAUCACCAGUCAACAUUACUUCACCAUCAGUCAACCCAACUUCACCAUCUGUUAGCAUGACAUCACCCGCAGUCAACCUUACAUCACCAGUCAAACCAACCUCACCAUCAGUCAACAUUACUUCACCAUCAGUCAACCCAACUUCACCAUCAGUUAACAUGACAUCAACACCAGUCAACCUUACAUCACCAGUCAACCCAACAUCACCAACAGUCAACAUUACUUCAUCACCAGUCAACCCAACAUCACCACCAGUCAAUAUUACAUCACCAGUCAAACCAACCUCACCAUCAGUCAACAUUACUUCACCAUCAGUCAACCCAACUUCACCAUCAGUAAACAUGACAUCACCAGUCAACCUUACAUCACCAGUCAACCCAACAUCACCAUCAGUCAACAUUACUUCACCAUCAGUCAACCCAACUUCAUCAUCAGUUAACAUGACAUCAACACCAGCCAAUAUUACAUCACCAGUCAACCCAACCUCAUCACCAGUCAACAUUACAUCCCCAGUUAACCCAACUUCACCAUCUGUCAGCAUGACAUCACCACCAGUCAACCUUACAUUACCAGUCAACCCAACCUCACCAUCAGUCAACAUUACUUCACCAUCAGUCAACCCAACUUCACCAUCAGUAAAGAUGACAUCACCACCAGUCAACAUUACAUCCCCAGUUAACCCAACCUCAUCAUCAGUCAACAUGACAUCACCACCAGUCAACCUUACAUCCCCAGUUAACCCAACUUCACCAUCUGUCAGCAUGACAUCACCACCAGUCAACCUUACAUCACCAGUCAACCCAACCUCACCAUCAGUCAACAUUACUUCAUCAUCAGUCAACCCAACUUCACCAUCAGUAAACAUGACAUCACCACCAGUCAAUAUUACAUCACCAGUCAACCCAACCUCAUCACCAGUCAACAUUACAUCCCCAGUUAACCCAACUUCACCAUCUGUCAGCAUGACAUCACCACCAGUCAACCUUACAUCACCAGUCGACCCAACCUCACCACCAGUCAAUAUUACAUCACCAGUCAACCCAACCUCAUCACCAGUCAACAUUACAUCACCAUUCAACCCAACAUCACCAUCAGUAAACAUGACAUCACCAGUCAACCCAACCUCACCAUCAGUCAACAUUACUUCACCACCAGUCAAUAUUACAUCACCAGUCAACCCAACCUCAUCACCAGUCAACAUUACAUCCCCAGUUAACCCAACUUCACCAUCUGUCAGCAUGACAUCACCACCAGUCAACCUUACAUCACCAGUCAACCCAACCUCACCAUCAGUCAACAUUACUUCACCAUCAGUCAACCCAACUUCACCAUCAGUAAACAUGACAUCACCACCAGUCAACCUUACCUCACCAGUCAACCCAACCUCACCAUCUGUCAGCAUGACAUCACCACCAGUCAACCUUACAUCACCAGUCAACCCAACUUCAUCAUCAGUCAACAUGACUUCACCACCAGUUACAACAAUGCCCUUGCCUGGUAAUGCAAGCACUCCGCCUGUCACUGGAACAUCAGCACCACCAAGCAUCACAACUACUAGCUCUCCAACUACAACUACAACCUCAACACCUACCACAACAGAGCCAAAAAUCAAGUUGGGAUUUAAGUUGAAAGAAACUUUUACUCCUCAACUUGCAAACAAAUCUUCACCAGCGUUCCUUGAACUAAAGAACAAAGUGACCACAGCGCUCGACAUGGUCUAUUCAGAACAAUAUGGAUCCAGCUUCAAUCGUACUGUCAUCAACAGCUUCAGUCAAGGAUCCGUUGUGGUUGAUGCUGAAGUGAUAUUCAAUGACGUGACAACAUUGCCAAAUGCCACGUCUGUGGCUUCAGCUUUGGCAACUGCUUCUUCCAGCUCUAAUUUUUCUCUCACCGUCAACGUAUCCUCUAUUUCUGCAACAGCUCUUUUGGCACCAACUAAAACCCCAACCACAGUUGCCCCUUCAACACCACUGGUCAACUUCACCUCACCUCCACUCACAACAGCCGCUUCCACUGCUGCACCAGUUCCUUUAACCACAACCGCAUCAAUAAUUUCUACCACAUCCAAUGAGGGAACCCUUGGACUACAGUUUAGUCUCAACCAAACAUUUACAGCAGAUCUCUCAAACUCAUCCUCAACAGCAUACCAGACCUUGGCUGCAGAAGUGGUCAAAGAGCUCAACAAAGUGUGUACAACUCUGUUUGGAUCAUCUUUCGUUCGCUCCGUUGUUGACUCAUUCACGAGUGGCUCGGUGGUUGCAGACACAACCAUUGCAUUUAAAGAUACAAGCUCAGUUCCUUCAUCAAGCACAGCUACUUCACAGCUCAGCAGUGCAUUAACAAGCAACUCUACCUCCCUGAGCGUUAUAUCAGGCAGUGUUUCUAUAACUUCUUCUACUGCUUCCACCGCCACACCUACUGCUACAGCUGCCCCUACUGCAGCUCCUACUGCAGCUCCAACUGCAGCUCCAACUGCAGCUCCUACUGCAGCUCCAACUGCAGCUCCAACUGCAGCACCCACUACAGCACCCACUGCAGCACCCACUGCAGCUCCAACUGCAGCUCCUACUGAAGCUCCAACUGCAGCACCAACUGCAGCUCCAACUGCAGCACCCACUACAGCACCCACUGCAGCACCCACUGCAGCUCCAACUGCAGCUCCUACUGAAGCUCCAACUGCAGCACCAACUGCAGCUCCUACUAAAGCUCCCACUGCAGCUCCUACUACUGCCACAACAACAGCUUCUACUGAUCCUCCUACAUCCAGUGAGGGAACUCUUGGCCUUCAGUUCAGUCUCAACCAAACAUUUACAUCAGACCUCUCAGACUCAUCAUCAACUGCGUACAAGACUUUGGCUGCAACAGUGAUCAGUGAGGUAAACAAAGCGGCUCAAAAACUCUAUCGAUCAUCUUUCCUUCGCAGCAUUAUUAACAAAUUCACGCAAGGAUCAGUGAAAGUUGACAUGACCCUUGUGUUCACAAAUAAAACCUCAACUCCUACAGCAAGCGAUGCAACUUCAAAAUUCAGCACUGCGCUUAGCUCUUCAUCCCUGAAUGUUGUACAAGGCAGCGUUUCUGCACAAUCAACAUCCACGUCAAGCAGUCCCCCUCGGCCCACAAUGGGCUCACUGGUCGUGUUUUCACUAACCCUGCUGGCUGUGGCCCUGACGAUGACAAACUAAUACCAAACAUCAAAGGCAGAUACACUUGGCUAAGAGCUUUUUCUAUGCUAUCAAGUGGGAUCAAAGCAAUGUACCACCAAACUGAGAGCAAGACAUAACAUGCGUGCAAAAUGAAAUUUACCAAUACAAUGUUAAAUGGUAAAAGGAUGUGUGUGCAAACGAUUUAUUUUGUUCAGUAUUUUAUACAUGUGAUGUUACAAUCAAUUGUGAUCGAUUCAAUUUAUUUUUUCUUUUCUUUAAAAAUAACUUGUCAUUGAGAUAAGUAAUCAAACAUACCAUAUUUUAUACUAAUUUGGCUUUUUAUAACAGCUUCCAUUCAAUGUAUUUGUUUUGUAAAUGCUUAUUUUUAUGCUAUUAGUCACAUGUAAUUUGUUCCCAAAUGUUAAACUGUAUAGAAGAUAAUGUAAUACAUAUUUAUCUAUAAUAAAAAGCAUAUAAAGAUCAAGCAGGACACAAAUUACAUUAAAUGCCAUUGUUAAGUGUGAGUGAUGGAAGAAGUGUGCAGGUGAUGUAGCGUGGUGCCAAAAGCUUGUGUUUUUGUAAAAUGAUCUUGAUGCGGAAAAAUAAUGAUUCAUAUGACUUCUGAGGCAAACUACCAGUGUAGGACAUGUUAGACCAUGCUAGUCUUUCCCUUACCCAAACCAUGUCGUUUGUGAAAACAUUUUAGUUUCCACAGAAUGUCAUUGCAAUACAAAUAAUUGUCAUUGAA
Molecule: messenger RNA, 8371 nt
Organism: Gymnodraco acuticeps
Lineage: Eukaryota; Metazoa; Chordata; Actinopteri; Perciformes; Bathydraconidae
Exons: 28
Coding region: 16-7662 (2548 amino acids)
Source: RefSeq, a predicted model, not a curated record